This is a messenger RNA of Thamnophis elegans (Western terrestrial garter snake), 2922 nucleotides long. RefSeq lists its product as uncharacterized. The transcript is spliced from 14 exons. Bases 1728 to 2906 code for a protein of 392 amino acids. NCBI's taxonomy places the organism in Eukaryota, Metazoa, Chordata, Lepidosauria, Squamata, Natricidae. The record is from RefSeq and is a predicted model, not a curated record.
UGCACUUUUAAGUUUUUGCAUUUCCUAAGCAAGCCAGCCGAAGCAGCCCUGGCCUCUUGCCCAAAGGAAAACCUUGCGGGGAGGGGGUGGGGGGCUGAGGCUGUGAAAAGAGCAGGAGGGAUGUCCCCUGCGAGAGAUGAGGCCUGCCUGCCUUUCCCCCCACCGCCUCUUCCAUCUCUUCCAGAUUCGUACAUGACCUUCCCUGGGAAAUCCUUCGUGGGUGCUAAGGUGGCGGAUCUGAGCUUCCGUUCACUGCAGACCGCCAAGCAGCAGUGCAGCGUGUUGGGCGAGGGCUGUGACGUCGUGGUCAGCACCGCGGCAGGCCACCACCUUAUGGUGGGCAGACGCUUUGUCACCCCGGAGGGUCCUGGAGCAGUGGCAACCGUGCACGUCAAAACGAGGUGCUCUCCUGGCUACUCUGGGCAGGACUGCCAAUUGAUGUGUCCUCAAUGCCACCCCAGCUUGAGCUGCAACCCACUGACGGGCCUCUGCGACGGCUUCCUCUAUUAUCGAGAGGCUCCCGCCCUCGUUGCCUCACUGAAGUGCCUCCCGCUGGAGGUCUGGAUAUUUGAGCAAGGAAGCUGCUGGUCUCGCGAGCGUUACAGGAGUCAGGCAGAAGCCAAGGCCGUGUGCCAGAGGUACCUGGGCAGCACGGUGAGGAAGGUGCCACCCCUGAGCAAGGUCCCAGAUGGCCUCUCUGUGGAUGGGAGAGGAGGCUUCCAGCAGCCGGGGGUCUCACUCUGGGCUUGCCAGCGAGGUGAAGAUGUGAAGCUGCCUUCGUUCAGGGAGAAGCUGCUCGUCUCCCUCCAGGAGGCUGCUCCCGAGCAGAGGCAUGCCUCCUGGCAGGAAGCGGAAGACGCCUGCUACCUGCAGAAGGAACGCUGCACGGGGCUCCUGAGCCUGAAAGGAGCUCAUUAUACAGUGGCCGGGACGGUGCUGGUGGACAGCCCGGGCUCAGGGGCUCUGCUGUCCUUGAAGGCAGCUUGCUCCCCUGGGUUCUGGGGAAAGCUCUGCCAGAGGCACUCGUCCCCUUGCCUGAGCACGCACACCCACAACCCUCUGACCGGCCGGUGUGAUGGCCGCCUGCGCUGUGUGCAUCGCUUCAGCCCUUCCUGCCUGCAUGGUCUGGUGCAUUCCAGAUGUCCCAGGGGCCCCGGCUGGUGGUUCUGGGGCGGACACUGCUACUACCUGGAGGAGCAGGGCAGCAAGAGCUGGCAGGAGGCCAAGGCUGCCUGCCAGGCCUAUGGCGAAAACGUGACCCUCCUGGUCCUCAGCAGCACCAAGGAAAAGGCCAGACCUUUGGGGUGUCUCUUUAACAGGCGGGGGGGGAAGAGGGCGAUGGGCAGGCAAGGCAAAACUCCCCUUGUGCCUAGCGGUGCUGAGCAUCCUCACUCCAAGUGGCCUCCUCCUCCUUACACAGUUGUUGUUAAUGCACCAAGAGAUUUCAGCCCAAGUAAGCAGGGGAGGCAUCAAGGCAAGCCGGGCAGGUUGCUUUUAACAAGAGGACAGUUGGCUGCCUUGACCCUUCGGAGCCAAGCUCAGGCCUGCUUUUCCUCCCCCUGGCGCACAGCCCCUGGUGCAGGCCGCCUGAGCUGCCGGCCUUCCCGUGGGGGCCCUGAGGGAAGAGCGUAGGUCCCUUCCUUGGCAAGACCGGCCUUCUUUCCCCGGGACGGCCGAAGGGUGGAGAGUGAGGGGUCCCUUGUCCCUCACAGGCCUGGGUGGCAGCCAUGGUGAAGAGGGGCAGCUGGACAGGGCUGAGCGAUGCCGACGGAGACGGCGUGUGGAGAUGGGAAGGAGGCCGAGUGGAUAGCCUCUCUCCGCCUUGGCUCCCUGACGUGCCUCUUGGGAGCGGAGGCUGCUUGGAGAUCCGUCCCGGGGGAGACCCAGAUUUGGCCACCUCCCCGUGCUCCCACCUCAGGCCCUGGGUGUGUGAGGGGCUCUGGGCACCCCCGAGUUCCUGUCCAGUGGAGCCCGGAUGGAGCUACUGGAAUGGCAGCUGCUACCUCUGGGACCCUUUCUCCACUGGGGCCUGGCCAGAGGCCCAGGAGGCCUGCCGGAGGUUCCGAAGGACAGAGCUGCUGUACCUGGCCUCGCUUCCGGAGAUGGACUGGGUGCGUUCCCACUUCCCAGGCACUUUCUGGACAGGCUUGAAUGACCGGAAGGAGGAGUCGGUCUUUCGCUGGUCAGCCCUGGAGCCCCUCAGCAAGCAAGUGGCUCAGCACUUGCGAGACGAUGUGGCCAACGGGGGGCGGAAGGACUGUGUGUGGUUCAACUCGGCAACUGGACUUCUGGGUGAUGCCAGCUGUGGAGAAGCCAGGCCUUUCCUGUGCAAGUGCCCUGAAGCCACAGAGUGGUUUGACCGGUGGACGGGCUACGGUGUGGCGGGAGAGCCAUCCCUGCUCUACCCCUUGGCAGAAACCCUGGAGGGGGCCAAGCGGGAGUGCCUGCUGGAACGCCCCGCGUGCGUGGCCGUCCUAGAGACGAGGACCGGCUUCUACCUGCUCAGCAGCAAGAACGAGGCCGGCCCCAAAGCAGACUCAGUGCUUCACGUGUGGACCAUUUGCGCGGAAGGGUUUAGCGGCCUGGCCUGCCGCAAGACCUCAGCAAGCGCGGCUCGCCCAGCCUGCGACUGCAGUGGCACGUUGGAGACCACAGCGGAGAAAGUUUGUGGCGUCCCCGUACAGACCUGUGUGGAAGAUUGCCAGCAAAGGACUCCUGGGACCAACUGCUCCUUCUGCAUCCCUCUCUGCACUGAGGCGAGCCUGAGCUUCCUGGGCCCCGAAGAGUUUGCUCUCGUCACCAUGGUCCAGUUCCAGGCGUCCCAUUCCCUCAAUCUCACGGCAGAGGACGAAAGGGACCGGAGGGUCUCCUCCAAGGUCAUAUAUGACGACACCAAGAUCCCCUGAGGGAAAAGGGGAGAAG